Messenger RNA from Acanthosepion pharaonis, 729 nucleotides. The record is from the annotation of a GenBank genome assembly. NCBI's taxonomy places the organism in Eukaryota, Metazoa, Mollusca, Cephalopoda, Sepiida, Sepiidae.
AUGUUUCUGUACCAUCGUCUCCAACAACGAGUUGAUAACAGCAAAACUGACUGCGUUUUCUCUGUAACGUCCUUGCCGUGUUCUAUCAUCGCUAACGACGAUUUUUCAAUAGCAAAACAAACACCAUUCUCUCUGAUCCAACAAACCGUCGUCUCCUACGACGGGUUUCAUUGUACCGUCUUUUCAACAGUGUACCGUCGUCUCCUACGACGAGUUUCCAACAGUGUACCGUCGUCUCCUACGACGAGUUUCCAACAGUGUACCGUCGUCUCCUACGACGAGUUUUCAACAGUGUACCGUCGUCUCCUACGACGAGUUUUCAACAGUGUACCGUCGUCUCCUACGACGAGUUUCGUACCGUCGUUUCCUACGACGAGUUUUCAAAGUGUACCGUCGUCUCCUACGACGGGUUUCCACAGUGUACCGUCGUCUCCUACGACGAGUUUUCAACAGUGUACCGUCGUCUCCUACGACGAGUUUUCAACAGUGUACCGUCGUCUCCCUACGACGAGUUUCCAACAGUGUACCGUCGUCUCCCUACGACGAGUUUCAACAGUUACCGUCGUGUCCGUCGUCUCCCUACGAAAUAGACCGUCGUCUCCAACGACGAGUUUUCAACAGUGUACCGUCGUCUCGCUAACGACGUGUUUUUUAACAGCAAAACCGACACCGUUCUCUGCUAAUUUCUUUUUACCCGUGUCUGACGCUCCAGAAGCCGAUUUCUUCUAG